CGCUGUUGCCCCUUUCCGCGACGAAGUUUGAAUUGAUUUCGAGUCAUUGAAUACAUACAUAUGUAUAUAUACUAGUGUAUUACUGGUCAUGUUUAAGGGUAAUUAAUUGUUUUUAUAUAUCUGUUUUUUGAACACGAAUGUUGAAAAGAAGAAUAAAUAUAAUCCCAAAAAUAAUAUUUUGUAAAAGAAAAUAAAUCAUAAUGACGAAAGACGAGACUUUGGACAAAAAAUCAGUAGAAAACAAUGAUACUGAUAAAAAAGCUAUAUCUGAAAGUGGUCCAGAUCCAUCAGCACCGAUAACUCGAAGAGGAGUACUGACAUCAUUUUUAACUGGCAAACCUAUGGAAAUACCAGAACAAGAUAUUUUGGGUAAAUGCAGAUUUGUGUCUGAAUUUGAAAAAUUAAAUCGUAUAGGAGAAGGCACAUAUGGUAUCGUUUAUCGAGCAAGAGAUACUAAAAAUGAUAAAGUUGUAGCACUAAAGAAGGUUCGAAUGGAGCAUGAGAAAGAUGGUUUACCAGUUAGCGGCUUAAGAGAAAUAUCAGUACUUUUAUCGUGUCGUCAUGAAAAUAUAGUACACUUAAGAGAAGUAGUUGUAGGAAGAAGCUUAGAAAGCAUAUUUCUUGCUAUGGAAUAUUGUGAACAAGACUUGGCAAGUUUAUUAGAUAACAUGCAAGCCCCAUUUUCAGAAAGUCAAGUCAAAUGUAUUGUUUUGCAAGUAUUAAAGGGUUUACGUUAUCUGCAUCACAAUUUUAUUGUACACAGAGACUUAAAAGUGUCAAAUCUUCUAAUGACUGAUAAAGGAUGUGUAAAAAUUGCUGAUUUUGGAUUAGCUAGGUGGUUUGGUUUACCUUUAAAACCAAUGACACCAAGAGUAGUAACAUUAUGGUAUAGAGCACCGGAAUUAUUGUUACAAGCAAAAACUCAAACAACUUCUGUCGAUAUGUGGGCUGCUGGAUGUAUCUUGGGUGAAUUACUUGGACAUCGACCUCUAUUACCUGGACGAUCGGAAAUUGCGCAACUGGAAUUGAUCGUUGACUUAUUGGGUACUCCAAGUGAAGCAAUUUGGCCAGAAUUUAAUACACUUCCAGCAUUACAAAACUUUACAUUGAAGCAACAACCAUAUAAUAAUUUAAAACAGAGAUUCCCAUGGUUAAGUGCUGCCGGUUUAAGAUUAUUAAAUUUUUUAUUUAUGUAUGAUCCAAAGAAAAGAGCUACUGCAGAAGAAUGUUUACAAAGCAGUUAUUUUAAAGAAGCCCCUUUACCAUGUGAUCCUAAGCUUAUGCCUACAUUCCCGCAACACAGAAAUAUGAAAAAAGCUGCCCCGACAAAGGAAACUAGAGAACCAGAGACAAAUGUUACAGAUCAGACUAAUAACUUGCCUGCAAUUUCAGAUCUUCUUGGAUCGCUUGUUAAGAAGAGACGAGUUGAAUGAACUUUAAAACUUUCUCUACCCUCGUUGGUACAAGGCCCUUCACCCAACAUACAUUUAAUGUAAUUGGUAAGAACACGUCCAUUUUGAAGUAUCCUAUCAAC
Messenger RNA from Osmia bicornis bicornis, 1534 nucleotides. It is a transcript of the gene Cdc10, whose product is annotated as cyclin-dependent kinase 10. Gene Ontology annotation, biological process: regulation of mitotic cell cycle; protein phosphorylation. Gene Ontology annotation, molecular function: cyclin-dependent protein serine/threonine kinase activity; ATP binding. The transcript is spliced from 7 exons. The coding region runs from base 201 to 1433 and encodes 410 amino acids. The record is from RefSeq and is a predicted model, not a curated record. Gene Ontology annotation, cellular component: nucleus. NCBI's taxonomy places the organism in Eukaryota, Metazoa, Arthropoda, Insecta, Hymenoptera, Megachilidae.